Messenger RNA from Medioppia subpectinata, 1376 nucleotides. NCBI's taxonomy places the organism in Eukaryota, Metazoa, Arthropoda, Arachnida, Sarcoptiformes, Oppiidae. The record is from the annotation of a GenBank genome assembly.
AUGAUUAUUUUUAAAGCACAUGAAAGCGCUGUGAGAGGUGUAGCCAGCGAUGGACUCAAUCAGUUUGUCAUAAGUGGUGGAAACGAUACAAAAUUAAAGUUUUGGCGCUUUAAUGGCUCACAACUACUGACAACAAUCACUUUAGACGCGCCCAUCAAUCAACUCGUUCUUCAUAAAGAAAGCUCUUUAUUAGCGGUUUCUUUAGACAACUUUUACGUUAAUAUAAUUGACUGCGAAAUGCGUCGUCCGAUUCGUGUGUUUGGUCCGCACGGGAAUCGCGUCACAGACAUGGCCUUCAAUGGCGAGAGUCGAUGGCUCAUCACUUCGAGUAUGGAUUCUAUUAUCCGAGUCUGGGAUUUACCGUUAGGUCUAUUAGUCGAUGCAUUCCGAGUGUCCACUCCUUGUGUCAGUCUCUCCCUCUCACCGACGGGCGAGUUCUUAGCGACCGCUCAUUCCGAAGAAGUGGGCAUUUAUUUGUGGGCAAACCUCUCGCUCUAUACACCCAUCACUUUACGGCCAUUACCUGAAGAUUUUGAACCCGUUUUGCUUGAAAUGCCUGUCAUUCGAAGUGAUGAGGAAGAAGAUCAAGAAUUCAAUGAUUUAAAUGUGGAUUCAAAUGAUAAAGUGAACGAAGAAAUCAAUGAUAGCGAGAGUCUUGCAUAUAAAUCGCCGGAACAAUUGGGCGAAGAUUUAAUAACACUGUCUUCACUGCCGGACUCUCGUUGGAAAAAUCUCUUGUGUUUAGAUAUAAUUAAAAAACGAAAUAAACCCAAAGAAGUGGUCCAUAAGCCGGAAAACGCGCCCUUCUUUUUGCCGACAGUUGCGGGACUCGAACCUAAGUUUGCCGUCGAAGACAAGCAAAAGAAUGAUGACAUGGAUAUCGACAGCCAUAUCGUCGACAAAUUGAAACCCAUUUCAUUGUUCGGCGAACUAAUCAUUUCAUGUAAUAAUGAUUCAAAUUAUAGUCCAGUUGUGGAAAGACUUAAAUCAAUGGGUCAGUCGGCCAUCGAUGCAGAAAUACGUUCGCUUUCCACUCAACUCAAUGGUUCCCCUAAUCUAUUGAUAUACUUCUUGGACGCAAUGGAGACGACACUCAAAAUCAAUAAAGACUUUGAAUUAAUUCAGUCUUAUUUGGGAUUAUUUCUCAAAAUACAUAUCGAAGACAUCAUAAGUAACGACACACUGAAGACACGAUGUGAACAGUUGUGCCAAACGACCGAAGAGUUAUGGGAUAGGCUUUCCAACGAAUUUAAUAAGUCGUUGUGUUUAACAAAUUACUUGAGAAGUGCUGUCCUUUGAUUUGAUGUAAAGUUAUUUUUAUUUAUGAAAAGAUGUAAUAAAAGCACGAAUUUCUUUGUUAAUGAAAUCGAGGAAAA